Nicotiana attenuata is the source of this 1452-nucleotide messenger RNA. RefSeq lists its product as uncharacterized. The coding region runs from base 1 to 1452 and encodes 483 amino acids. NCBI's taxonomy places the organism in Eukaryota, Viridiplantae, Streptophyta, Magnoliopsida, Solanales, Solanaceae. The transcript has 3 exons. The record is from RefSeq and is a predicted model, not a curated record.
AUGGAAGGUAAUGCAGAGCGUGCGGUGAUAGAAGCUGCAAGGCCCAAUCUUGCUAAUAUGACUCAGGCUAUUGUGAAGCCUGAGAUCACAGGGCAUUUUGAACUCAAAAAGUACAUGACUGAUGAGGUAUUGGGACACACUUUUGUUGACGGGCUAGAUGAGGCCUCAAAGAUGAAUCUUGAUUCAGCUUGUGGGGUUAGUUGCAUGGCGAAAUCGUAUAGUGAAAUCCAACUCUUGCUAAAUAACUUCACUGCUACUAAUCAUAACUGGCAAAGAGAUGGGGAUUCACGAAAGGAAAUUAAACAAAUAGCAGCCAGGUUGAUUGAGCUUGAUGACUUCUCAGCCAUGAGAGCUGAUAUAGCAAAAUUGGUAAAUCAGGUGAAUAGAAUGACAAUGCAACAAACACAACAGAUGCAUCGUGUACAACAGAUGUCUCUUUGUAGCGAACUAUGUGGAGACAAUCAUAUGAGUAACAUGUGCCCCACGAAUCCUGAAUCUAUAUACUAUGUGGGGCAACAGAGCAGGGGUCCAAUGAAUCAGAACACACAAUAUGGGAACAUUUACAACCCAAAUUGGAAUAAUCAUCCCAACUUCUCAUGGGGUGGAAAUCAGCCGAAUCAGACUCAUUAUAUACCCCAAGGAAAUUUCAAUCAACCUCAGAAGCCACCUCAACAGGUAGAAGAGAGUACGAAUGAUUUGUUGAAGAAGUUGUUGCUUGACAAUCAACAGCUCAAGACCGAUUUCAGAGAUUUGGAGCGCCAAAUGGGACAGCUUACCAGUGCUCAAAACACUAGACCAGCUGGAGCUCUUCCAAGUGACACUGAAGCUAAUCCUAAGGCAUCCCUUAAUGUCGUGUCGUUGAGGAAUGGGAGACAAUUGGAAGAAGUUCAGUCGAAAAAGAGGAAACAUAUGACUUUUAAUGAGAAGCCAGCCACUAUAGAAUCAACAUCCGAAAAAUCUAAGGAGUCAGAGAAGCUAGUUGAAGAGGCGGUGGCUGAGCAACUCCCACCAUUGGUUGCAAGGCCACCACCACCGUUCCCUCAAAGAUUGCACAAAGUCAAGGAUAUCGCCGCGUAUAAAAAGUUUCUUGAUAUUUUAAAGCAGGUGCGGAUUAAUAUUCCAUUGGUUGACAUAUUACAAGAAGUACCCAAAUAUGCAAAGUACAUCAAGGACAUAGUGGCAAAUAAAAGGAGGAUGACCGAGUUCGAAACCGUGGCACUCACUGAGGAGUUUAGGCGAUCUUUAUGUGAUCUUGGAGCAAGCGUCAAUUUGAUGCCGCUAUCUGUGUUCAGAGUAUUGGGGUUGGGUGAGCCGCGCCCAACAACGGUAAUCUUACAGUUGGCUGAUCGCUCCCUUUCUCAUCCUGAAGGAGUGACUAAAGAUGUGCUAGUUCAAGUGGGGUCUUUCAUAUUCCCUGUUGAUUUCAUUAUCCUAGACUACGAGCUUGAUUAG